AUGGACCUAGAGAGUGAGUGGCGAGAAAAUCCACACGAAACUGCGCGGUUCGAAGUGCUGCUCGAGCGCGUACUCGGCAACGGCACUGACUCGGACACUGUGACGACUCCUGAACCGUCGUUGAAGGUACCAGCUUCCUCGUUGCGGUUGCAGCUGGCUCCACAAGCUGGCGAAAGACUUGACUGGGAAUCAGAGGCGGACGCUGCACACCACAGAGGAAACGAGGCGUUUCGCGCGCGUUUCCUGUACUACGCGUGGCUCGAGUACACCCGUGCGUUGCUCUCUAAACCAACGAACGCAGCUGUGUAUGCGAAUCGAGCGCAGGUAGAUUUGCUGCUGGCACAAUCCGUUCCCGAACAUUCGCUAUCAACUGCUGUUGACUGGUACCAGCAAGCGCGGCGAGACGCACGACACGCGUGGGGUUGCCUCGGCGGGAGCGUUACCGCUGAAGGCAACCCUGACUGGGACGAGCGCUCUGCCACCGCGUCUAUCCCUGAACCCAAACUAGCCCGUUUGCGAUGGAAGGUGUGUUUACGGUACGCAGCAGCGGCUCGCGGACUAGGUUUGGUGGCUGAGGCAGACGCCGCAGCUGCGAGCGCCCAGCGCCUGAAACUUGCUGCGCGAGCGUCUCAGCAACGACAGCGAAACGCAAGCUUCUAG
This is a messenger RNA of Cyanidioschyzon merolae strain 10D, 660 nucleotides long. RefSeq lists its product as hypothetical. The record is from RefSeq and is a predicted model, not a curated record. The transcript has a single exon. Gene Ontology annotation, molecular function: protein binding. Lineage: Eukaryota; Rhodophyta; Bangiophyceae; Cyanidiales; Cyanidiaceae. The coding region runs from base 1 to 660 and encodes 219 amino acids.